AGGAGAUGAAUCUUCUGGAUUUGUGAAAGCUGGGAGUUAAAGUCAACAAGCACCUUUACCAUCUGGAGCAGUUGUGGUGGCGCCACUGAAACUUUGAUACGGUGCCAAGAGCAAGCUGUAGGAUAUCUGGAUGUCCACAAACUCUAACAUUAACAAGCCCACAGUACCCCCCAGACCACAGGUCCCUCCUAAACCUGAUCUCUGGGGUGCACAAUGGCGGCGGUCCACCGACGUCAUCCUCAGGACAGAGGCGGGAGAGGAGGGAGCGCAAGACCGAAAACGACAGUUGGCCAAGCACAAGUCCUUACCAGCUGUGGUCAAUGGGAGUCCUACACUGAACCAGUCAGCUGAUUUAAACCCUGGUCAAGCCAACGCACAGGAAACACCAGCUUCUCCAGUCAGAGUUAGACCAGUACCCAAACCACGUAGACGGAGGACAGCACAAAACAGUUUAUCACUGUCUGGAUCCAGUGUUGACCGAGAGAUGUCUAUCCUUGAAUCUCAGUCAACAGGAAGCAGUACAUACAAUCCCAGUGAGACUACCGCGACCCAGUUCACUUGUCACUCAUCCUGUCCCUGUGCCUGUCACCGCACCCCUGAAUCUAUACCCAAGCCCGAUGCUCACAAGCUGCCCUACAUGCCCCCUGCACCUGAGGACUACACCACCCACCUGGAGUACUGGCACAUCGUCCAGCCUGAAAAGAGGCGACCUAGCCGUACCCCUCCCUCCAUUCCACUUCCAUGUCUCCCGCUACUAGAAGUGCCAGAACCGUUGCUACCAACGACAGGUGAAUCUGAGGAGCCUGAGAUACUGGAGGCUGUAUAUAUGGAGGUGGCCUCAGAUGGUGAGGAGCACAGCAGUCCAAUAACAAGCAAUCCCACAGAAUCAACCAUUCAGCCUGUCGAGAUACCAACAUUUCAGAAUGGAAACACCAGAUCUUCUCCUUGUCCUGGGAGAAAGUCUUUGCCAUCAAUGAUGAAUAUGAAUUGCAAAAUCACUGACAAAAUUCAUCCUGAUCAUCAAGACAUGGGACUCAUCUGUGAUGUGCUCCUGGGUGAAAUUCCCCAAAAGGUCUACCAACACUGUCAGGAGAAACAGGACACUGACCCAGAAAAGCCCAAAGGGAAAAGAAAGAAGCUCUCCCCUUUGGAAUUACUACUGUCCCCAUUUCAGAGUAAGCAUCAAGCAAAGCGGGCAGCAGACCAGAAGGACUCCACAACCACCUGCGACAUCCAAACAUCUUCAAAGCAGGACAGUCUACAGGAACACUCUCCCAAAGAAAUAUCUGUGUCAAACCCAGACAAGAAACCUGGUGCGAAGGAGAACACGUGGUUGUCUUCCUCAGAGGAGGAGACUGAGGGGUGCAAACUGGAUGACUCAAAAAUAGUGCCCAGUAGGGGGCGACUUCCGACCCUGGAGGGGCUGUGGCAGGAACGUAGCAUAGUGAAGAAGAAAGGGAUACUCAGCCAGCUCAGCAAAGAGCAGCUCCUCCUUCAAGAGAGCUUAUUUGAAGUGGUGACCACAGAGCACACAUACUUGAAGAGUUUAGAUGUAGUUGUUGAGCAUUUCCUGGAGUCACCAGAGCUCAACCAGGUCCUAGAGCCCAGAGACCGCAAGUCUCUCUUCUCGGGCAUCUCCAGGAUCCGACAGAUGAGUCAGAACUUUCUUCAAGACAUGAAGGAGGAGCUGAACUCCAACCUUUUUUGUGACACCUGUAAGGUCAUCCAGAGGUAUGCCACGGGGCCGUUCGGUGCAUAUGUUGACUACAUCCGCAACAUGCCCUACCAGGAGCAGACUCUACACCAUCUGGAACAAAGGAGUCCCCAAAUAAUAGGAAUUCUGCGAAAGCUUCAAGAGGACCCUCGCUGUAACCGCCUGUCACUCAAAUCCUACCUGGUUCUACCCUUCCAGCGGAUCACACGUCUCAAGAUCCUAGUAGAGGCCAUUCUGAAGAAAACUGAGCCAGGGUCGCAAGGUCAAGCAUCGGCUGAAAGAGCCCUAAAGGGUGUUUCCAAGAUAGUUGAGGCAUGCAAUCGUGAGGUUGGCAAAAUGAAACAAAUGGAAGAGAUGGUGCGCAUUGCAAACAAAACAGAAUUUGAGUGCAAGGCUUUGCCGCUGGUGUCUUCCUCUCGCUGGCUGCUGAAACAGGGGGAGCUGGCUCAGCUUUCCGCAAAGGAGAACAUCUUUGGCCAGAGAAAGCUCUUUCCCAUUUACCUUUUCCUCUUUAAUGACCUUCUGCUGCUGACCACAAGGAAAGGGCCAGACCGUUUUGUGGUGCGCGACCAUGCCCAUCGCUCCCUUGUAGAGAUCAACAGUGUGGAGGAUGACGAAAACCCGGAAGGGUGCGAACGCGACAGAACAUUCCAGCUCGCCCUCCUAAAGAACCAAAGAGGAAGCACCUCGCAUCUCCUGUUGCAAGCCCCCUCUCAAACUGAGAAAGCCAGCUGGAUGGGAAUGCUGACCAAGAGAAAAGAAGGAGACGAAGAGAUUUAUGAGGAAUGGGGUGAGUGCUUUCUGGAGGGCUGGAGGGUGGAUGGAGAACGUGGAUGGUUCCCAGCAGCGUGCACUGUGGAGAUCACCAAUGAGCAUGUGCAGAGGCGCCAUCUUCGUCAGCGCUACCAUGUUAUGCAAGCUGCCAAUCGAGUGUUGUGUCGGCGUCUGGGAAAUGACAAGACAGGGACCGCCUGUUUCCGAUAG
Messenger RNA from Alosa alosa (allis shad), 2698 nucleotides. RefSeq names its product ephexin-1. The coding region runs from base 131 to 2698 and encodes 855 amino acids. The transcript has 14 exons. Gene Ontology annotation, molecular function: guanyl-nucleotide exchange factor activity. The record is from RefSeq and is a predicted model, not a curated record. NCBI's taxonomy places the organism in Eukaryota, Metazoa, Chordata, Actinopteri, Clupeiformes, Clupeidae. Gene Ontology annotation, biological process: activation of GTPase activity.